This is a messenger RNA of Fraxinus pennsylvanica, 441 nucleotides long. Lineage: Eukaryota; Viridiplantae; Streptophyta; Magnoliopsida; Lamiales; Oleaceae. The record is from the annotation of a GenBank genome assembly.
AUGUCAGGAAGAGGAAAAGGCGGCAAGGGUUUGGGAAAGGGCGGUGCCAAGCGCCACCGCAAAGUGCUGAGGGAUAACAUUCAGGGCAUCACAAAGCCGGCGAUUCGUCGAUUGGCUCGCCGUGGUGGAGUGAAGCGAAGAGGAAAAGGCGGCAAGGGUUUGGGAAAGGGCGGUGCCAAGCGCCACCGCAAAGUGCUGAGGGAUAACAUUCAGGGCAUCACAAAGCCGGCGAUUCGUCGAUUGGCUCGCCGUGGUGGAGUCAAGCGUAUCAGCGGGCUUAUCUACGAGGAGACACGUGGCGUCCUCAAGAUCUUCCUUGAGAACGUUAUCCGUGAUGCUGUCACAUACACUGAGCACGCUCGCCGGAAAACUGUGACGGCCAUGGACGUUGUGUACGCCCUCAAGAGGCAGGGGAGGACCUUAUAUGGUUUUGGCGGUUAA